AUGGCCCCGACUAUCAUCGACAAGUUUAAGCACGCGCUGCAUUUGGAUAAGAAGGAGCACAAGGAGCACAAAGAAGAGAAGAAAGAGGAGGCUAAGGAGGUUAAGAAGGAGGAGGCCAAGAAGGAGGCGCCCGCUGCUGCUGCUGCUGCGCCCGAGCUCGCCACCGAAGCGCCCAAGUUCAAGCGCGAGGAUGUCACUGUCGUGUUUGUACUCGGCGGGCCCGGUGCAGGCAAGGGUACCCAAUGCGCCUUCCUGGUCCAAGACUUCGGCUUCUGCCAUCUCUCGGCCGGCGACCUCCUCCGCGCCGAACAAGACCGCGCCGGAUCCGAAUACGGCGAGCUCAUCAAGAAUUGCAUUCGCGAGGGCUCCAUCGUGCCCAUGGAAGUCACCGUCGCAUUGCUCUCCAACGCCAUGACCGAUGCCCUCUCUUCUCGCUCCGGCACCUCCGGCUGGGAGAACGGCAAAGGCCGCUUCUUGAUCGACGGGUUCCCGAGGAAGAUGGACCAGGCGGAGAAGUUCGAGCAGAGCGUUUGCGAGAGCAGUUUGACGCUGUUCUAUGAGACGACGGAGGAGGUUAUGCAGCAGAGGUUGUUGAAGCGCGGCGAGACGAGUGGACGGGCGGACGAUAAUAUUGAGAGCAUCAAGAAGCGGUUUAUCACGUACCGGGACCAGACUAUGCCCGUCAUUGAGCACUACGAGAAGAUCGGCAAGGUCGCGAAGAUCGACUCGUCUGUCACCGUCGACGAGGUGCACGAAGCGUCCAAGAUUGCCGUCGGCAAGCUUUUCGAGACGUCGUCCACCGCUGCCGCUACAGAGGCUCCCAAGCCACCCGCUGCAGAGCCCGAGGCGCCUGCCGUUGCAGCUCCUCCGGAGCACCCCGCGGUUGAAACGGCCGAGGCCGAGGCCCCAGUCGAAGGAGCGAACUUCAAGCCUACAAUCUAA
Messenger RNA from Peniophora sp. CBMAI 1063, 942 nucleotides. The record is from the annotation of a GenBank genome assembly. NCBI's taxonomy places the organism in Eukaryota, Fungi, Basidiomycota, Agaricomycetes, Russulales, Peniophoraceae.